AUGGAAAAAAUCCUUCUGCACCCACCCGGUGGGAGGGACGGACCCAGGGACCCAGGCUGGGAACAGUCGCUGCUUUUCCUGGGCUUGGUGGCUGCCAUCUGCCUCGGCCUCAACCUCCUCUUCCUCACCGUCUACCUGAUCUGCCUGUGCUGCUGCAAGAGGGACCAGGAGCCUGACACCAAGCGGCCCCACUCCUGCUGCGUCACCUGGAUGGCUGUCACCGCCGGGCUCAUCUGCUGCGCGGCCGUCGGCAUCGGCUUCUAUGGGAACAGCGAGACCAACGACGGGGUGUACCAGCUGCUCUACGCCCUGGACCAUGCCAACCACACCCUGACCGGCAUUGACGCGCUGGUGGCAGGCACCACACUGCAGAUGCAGGUGGGUCUGGAGCAGCACCUGGCACGGCUGAACGAGCUCCUGGCCGCACGGGGGGACUACCUGCAGACCCUCAAGUUCAUGCAGCAGUUAGCCGGCAGCAUCGUCCUGCAGCUCUCGGGGCUGCCCGUCUGGCGGGGCGCCAGCGACGACCUCACCGCGCUGGCCGGCCACGUUGCCUACGUCGAGUAUUACCGGUGGUUGGCUUAUCUCCUCUUCUUCAUUCUCGUCCUCACCGUCUGCCUCCUGGCCUGCCUGGGGCUGGCCAAGCGCUCCCGCUGCCUCCUCACCACGAUGCUGUGCUGCGGACUGCUGACGCUCAUCCUCAGCUGGGCCUCCAUGGCUGUGGACACGGCGGCGGCGGUGGGCACCAGCGACUUCUGCGUGGCCCCGGACAAGUUUAUCAUGAACCAGACGGAGAGCGACAUCAGCGCAGAGGUGGUUCACUAUUACCUGUACUGUGACCAGAGCCUGAGCAACCCCUUCCAGCAGGCUCUCACCGUCUUCCAGCGCUCACUCACCACCAUGCAGAUCCAGAUCCAGGGCCUGAUCCAGUUUGCGCUGCCCCUUUUCCCCACGGCCGAGAAAGACCUGCUGGGGGUCCAGCAGCUCCUCAACUCCUCAGAAACCAGCCUGCACCAGCUCACGGCCAUGCUGGACUGCCGCGGGCUGCACAAGGACUACCUGGACGCCCUUAUUGGCAUCUGCUACGACGGGGUGGAGGGUUUGCUCUACCUGGUUCUCUUCUCCCUGCUGGUGGCCGCCUCCUUCUCCACCAUCAUCUGUGCCACGCCGCGCGCCUGGAAGCACUUCGCUGGCCGGGACCGGGACUACGAUGACAUGGACGAGGAAGACCCCUUCAACCCGCAGGCGCGUCGCAUCGCCACCCACAACCCGGCCCGGGGGCAGCUCCGCAGCUUUUGCAGCUACAGCAGCAGCCUGGGCAGCCAGAGCAGCCUGCACCCCCCGGCACAGACCAUCUCCAACGCCCCCGUCUCCGAGUACAUGAACCAAGCCGUGCUCUUUGGUGGAAACCCACGCUACGAGAACGUCCCCCUGAUCGGCAGAGGCUCUCCUCCUCCCACGUACUCCCCGAGCAUGCGAGCCACCUACCUGUCCGUCACCGAUGAGCACGUCAGGCACCACGGCACCGAGUUCCCAGCCUAA
Molecule: messenger RNA, 1542 nt
Organism: Nipponia nippon (crested ibis)
Lineage: Eukaryota; Metazoa; Chordata; Aves; Pelecaniformes; Threskiornithidae
Source: RefSeq, a predicted model, not a curated record